AUGUUUGUUGACGACGAUGCCACCAAAACUCUUUUUGCUUCCCAGUCAAAAUCCUGCAUUUGCCAUUUGGAAUGUCAGCUACAAAAUCUUCAACAAGGUUCGUUGACUUGUGCUUCGUAUCUGUCUGAAGCCAAGUUCUUGGCUGAUCAAUUAUUUGCGGUUGGAAAACCAGUCGAUGAUGAUGAUCUUAUAUCCUUUAUUAUUGGGGGUCUUAAUCCUACUUUUACACAAUUCAUCACCUCUUACUCCUUCCACACUCGGGAGACUUCUAUGUCCUUUUUUGAUUUCAGGUCUGAAUUGAUGAAUAAUGAAACUAUUCUAAACUGCUGUGCUCCACUCAAUCCUGCGCCAGAGAUGUCCUCCUUUGCUUUAUUCACCAAUCGGCCAAAGUUUCAGCCUGUGAAGCGUAAACUACAAUUUUCUGUGUCUUCAGGCACCAACGCUACAAAGCCAAACUUCUCCAUCAAACCUUCGUCCCCCAUAUCUACCAAGGACGUUUGCUCUAUUUCCACUUCCAACUUUGGUGGCCGUUCACCUUGCCAGAUUUGCAAGGGUAACAAUUUAGGCAUUGCACUAUUUUCAGCAAAUGGAUUUUCAUUUCAAGGAGGUCAUCCUCCUACAGAACUGGCAGCCAUGGUUGCUGAUAUUAAUGUAGAAUUUCUGAAUGGUCAAUGGCUUGCGGAUAGCAGUGCUAAUGCUCACAUAACUAAUAAUGCUAAGAGUCUUGAUUCCAAAUGCUCGUUUGAUGGUAAUGAGACUGUCAGUGUAGGUAAUGGUGCAGGAAAAUCAAAUGGGACUCACGCUCCUUCAUGGUCCAAGUGA
This is a messenger RNA of Carya illinoinensis, 822 nucleotides long. RefSeq lists its product as uncharacterized. The transcript is spliced from 3 exons. The record is from RefSeq and is a predicted model, not a curated record. NCBI's taxonomy places the organism in Eukaryota, Viridiplantae, Streptophyta, Magnoliopsida, Fagales, Juglandaceae. The coding region runs from base 1 to 822 and encodes 273 amino acids.